This is a messenger RNA of Xiphias gladius (swordfish), 2557 nucleotides long. RefSeq names its product nucleoporin 50 (gene nup50). The transcript is spliced from 9 exons. Gene Ontology annotation, biological process: protein import into nucleus. The record is from RefSeq and is a predicted model, not a curated record. Gene Ontology annotation, cellular component: nuclear pore. Lineage: Eukaryota; Metazoa; Chordata; Actinopteri; Istiophoriformes; Xiphiidae. The coding region runs from base 246 to 1727 and encodes 493 amino acids.
UGGGACGCGCGAACCCCAUGCGGAUGUGCCGCUAUGUAAAAUGGCGGCGUGAGAGAGGCUCGUUCAAAACACAGAGGUUUAUUUUUUUUUAAAACCUGCGGAGGUGUUUAACGUACUUUUCUGAAGCGGUCUGAGUCACCUGGAGCUGUCACGGAAUCGGCCGGGAUUUACGUUCCGGAUAAAAGUUAAAUAAAGGAUCUGAAUACUCCUCCCAUCACUGGAAAAGAUAAAAUUGAGCAGGUGGGAUGGCAAAGAGGAUCGCUGAUAAAGAGCUAACGGACAGGAACUGGGAUCAGGAGGAGGAGGGAGAGGAGGCGGGGACGUUUUCAGUUGCGAGUGAAGAUGUGUUGAAGAAUCGAGCGAUUAAGAAGGCCAAACGCCGAAAUACUGGAGCAGAGGGUGAAAGUGGAGGAGCUUUCAAAGGUUUUAAAGGGUUUUCUCUGACCACAUCAGCAGCGAGCGGAGGCUCGACUCCAACUGUGUUUUCUGGUUUUGGGAACGGUGGAGGAUUUAAAGGCCUCGGCGCUCUGACCAACGGAAACAGCGUCGCUCCUUCGUUCGGUGGUUUCUCAUCUCCUGCAACGUCCACUGCUACACCAGGUCUAACAUUCAACGGCCCCACCUCUGCCAAACCCACCGCUGACAUCACCGCCAAGCAGACCAAUGGCUCCACCCCGAGCCCGAAUCAAAGCUCCAGCACCGACGGUGGCGGCGGCAGCAGCAGCGGCAGUGUCAGCAACAAGGAGUACAGCCGGCAGCUCACCGCGCUCAACUGCUCUGUGCGAGACUGGAUCACCAAACACGUGAACGACAACCCUCUGUGUGAUCUCAACCCCAUCUUCAGGGAUUAUGAGCGACACCUGGCCAGCAUCGAGCGGCAGUACGGGGCCGGAUCUGCUGCUUCGGCCGAGGGAGGCUCGGAGGAGAAGAAGCAGGGAGGGAUGCUGCCGAGCACAGCCACCCCUCCUCCUCCUCCCCCUCCAUCUUCCUCCUCCAGCAGCAGCAGCAGCAGCAGCAGCAGCUCAGCGGCUCCAGCUCCAGCUGCCACUUUGUUCUCCUUUGGUAAAAAAACGACAGAAGACUCAACCUGGGACAAAAGCUCCACCGCCGCUCCGAUCCCAGCCGGCGUCACGUUUAACUUCGGUCAGAAGGUGGACAGCUCUGUCCUCGGCUCCUUAGGGUCCAAAACGACGACACCCAGCUUCUCCUUCUCCUCCUCCUCCUCCUCCAGCGCCUCCUCCAGUCAGACCUCCCUGUUUGGAGCUCCCGGAUCUGCUCCUCUGUCCUUCAGCGGGACAAAAGCCGAGGACGCUCAGCCUGCAGACGAGAACGGAGAUGAAGAGUCGGAGGAGCCGCCCAAGCCUGAAGUGAAAGAGGUGAAAGAGGAAGAUGCUUUCUACUCAAAGAAGUGUAAAAUGUUCUACAAAAAGGACUCGGAGUUCAAAGAGAAAGGAGUGGGAACGCUGCACCUCAAACAAACCGCGGACGGAAAAACUCAGAUGAUCAUUCGUGCCGACACCAAUCUGGGAAACAUCCUGCUGAACAUCAUCGUGCAGUCGUCCAUGCCGUGCUCGCGGGUCGGUAAGAACAACGUGAUGGUGGUUUGCGUCCCGAACCCGUCCGUCGACGACGGUAACCCCAGCGGCCCCGUCCCCCUGCUCAUCCGGGUCAAAACCGCCGAGGACGCCGACGAGCUCCACAAGACCCUCGAAGAGAAGAAAGGGUGAACCCAGAGCUUUUAGCAGACUUCACCUGGUCAUCCUCAGACCCUCCAGACUCAUCGACCUCCUCAUCACGCCGGUUUUAUCCAAACACACACACACACACACACACGCACAAUUGUCCUUAACUCAUCCUGGUAAAUCAGCUGUUUCAUCACAAUAAAUUGGUCGUCAUACUGUGAAAUAUUUUUGUUUUAUUUUAAAUCAUAAAUAUCAGAAGCAGGUCGUCGUCGCUCCUCGACUCGGCCACAUUCCUCCCGGUUUGACGCUGCUGCUGCUGCUGUUUUAUCAGAGAAACGGAACGAUGUACCUGACCGGUCUCCGUGUUUUUAACUUUUACUGUUUUAAUUUGGUCGCCACGUGAAUCCAGAAGAAUUAUCGUUAAUGUGCGACAUCUACGAUCCUUACCACUGAGUUUUUUUGGGGAAAGCUCCAAAUGAAGGUCCAGUCGAUUUGGUUUUACAAAUUAAAUACUUGCAGUAAAAGUUAAUUUUUUUUAAUGAACGUGUCGAGGAUUCAGAGCACUGAGUGUCUGCUGAGUGUUUUUUUUUUUUUUCCUUUUGCUCUGGAAACUAUUUAUUGUGUCGGCAGGAUUUGUACUUUACCUGAUUGAACCUCGUGUGAAUGUUUCCCCUGAAGAGCUUCUGAAAACGGUGUGGAAGUGUGAAACAGACCAGUUGUUCUAUUUUUAUUUUGUUUUUCUGUAAACAUGGAUUCUGUUGUUUUCCAAGUGUCCUUUGUGUGGCCUUCGGUUCGGCCUUCGAGAUGAGGCAUGCUGUCAUCGUCCGAGAACAUUUGUAAAGACAUUUAUUGGGGAAUAAAAGAAAACAAACGAA